AUGCUCUCCCCGGACGCCCCGGAGCGUCGCGAUGCUCACUUUGGCCGCCCCAGAGCAACGCGAUGCUGUCCCCGGACGCCCCAGACCGUCGCGAUGCUCUCCCCGGACGCCCCGGAGCGUUGCGAUGCUCUCCCCAGCCGUCCCGGAGCGUCGCGAUGCUCUCUUUGGCCGCCCCAGAGCGUCGCGAUGCUCUCCCCGGACGCCCCAGAGCGUCACGAUGCUCUCCCCAGCCGCACCGGAGCGUCGCGAUGGUCUCCCCGGCCGCCUCAGCGCGUGGCGAUGCUCUCCCCGGACACCCCGGAGCAUCGCGAUGCUCUCCUCGGACGCACCAGAGCGUCGCGAUGCUCUCUCCGGACGCCCCAGAGCGUCGCAAUGCUCUCCCCGGCCGCCCCGGAGCGUCGCGAUGCUCUCCCCAGCCGCUUCGGAGCGUCGCGAUGCUCUCCCCGGACGCCCCGGAGCGUCGCGAUGCUCUCACCGGACGCCCCAGAGCGUCGCGAUGCUCUCCCCGAACGCCCCGGAGCGUCGCGAUGCUCUCUUCGGACGCCCCGGAGCGUCGCGAUGCUCUCCCCGGACGCCCCAGAGCGUCGCGAUGCUCUCCCCGGACGCCCGGGAGCGUCGCGAUGCUCUUCCCGGACGCCCCGGAGCGUCGGUAUGCUCUCCCUGGAUGCCUCGGAGCGUCGCAUGGCUCUCCCCGGACGCCCCAGAGCGUCGCAAUGCUCUCCCCGGCCGCCCCAGAGCGUCGCGCUGCUCUCCACGGACGCCCCGGAGCGUCACGAUGCUCUCCCCAGCCGCCCCGGAGCGUCGCGAUGCUCUCCCUGGACGCCCCAGAGCGUCGCGAUGCUCUCCCCAGCCGCACCGGAGCGUCGCGAUGCUCUCCCCGAACGCCCCAGAGCGUCGCGAUGCCCUCCCCGGAUGCCCCAGAGCGUCGCGAUGCUCUCCCCGGACGCCCCAGAGCGUCGCGAUGCUCUCCCUGGCCGCCCCGGAGCGUCGCGAUGCUCUCCCCAGCCGCCCCGAAGCGUCGCGAUGCUCUCCCCGGACGUCCCGGAGCGUCGCGAUGCUAUCCCCAGCCGCCCCGGAGCAUCGCGAUGCACUCCCCCGAUGCCCCAGAGCGUCGCGAUGCUCUCCUUGGACUCCCGGGAGCGUCACGAUGCUCUCCCCGGACGCCCCGGAGCGUCGCGAUGCUCUCUUUGGCCGCCCCAGAGCGUCGCGAUGCUCUCCCCGGACGCCCCGGAGCGUCGCGAUGCUCUCCCCGGACGCCCUGAGCGUCGCGAUGCUCUCCCCAGACGCCCCAGAGCGUUGCGAUGCUCUCCACGGACGCCCCAGAGCGUCGCCAUGCUCUCCCCGGACGCCACGGAGCGUCGCGAUGCUUUCCCCGGACGCCCCGGAGCGUCGCGAUGCUCUCCCCGGACGCCCCAGAGCGUCGCGAUGCUCUCCCCGGACGCCCCAGAGCGUCGCGAUGUUCUCCCCAGCCGCCCCGGAGCGUCGCGAUGCUCUCCCUGGACGCCCCCGAGCGUUGCGAUGCUCUCCCCGGACGCCCUAGAGCGUCGCGAUGCUCUCCCCGGCCGCCCCGGAGCGUCGCGAUGCUCUCCUCGGACGCCCCGGAGCGUCGUGAUGCUCUCCCCGGACGCCCCGGAGCGUCGCGAUGCUCUCCCCGGACGCCCCAGAGCGUCGCGAUGCCCUCCCCGGACGCCCCAGAGCGUUGCGAUGCUCUCCCCAGCCGCCCCGGAGCGUCGCGAUGCCCUCCCCGGACGCCCCAGAGCGUCACGAUCCUCUCCCCGAACGCCCCUGAGUGUUGCGAUGCUCUCCCCUGCCGCCUUGGAGCGGCGCGAUGCUCUCCCCAGCCGCCCCGGAGCGUCGCGAUGCUCUCCCCGGAUGCCCCUGAGCGUCGGAAUGCUCUCCCCGGACGCCCCGGAGCGUCGCGAUGCUCUCCCCGGACGCCCCGGAGCGUCGCGAUGCUCUCUUGGGCCGCCCCAGAGCGUCGCGAUGCUCUCCCCGGACGCCCCAGAGCGUCGCGGUGCUCUCCCCGGCCGCCCCGGAGCGUCGCGAUGCUCUCCCUGGACGCCCCGGAGCGUCGCGAUGCUCUCCCCGGACGCCCCGGAGCGUCGCGAUGCUCUCCCCGCACGCCCCAGAGCGUCGCGAUACCCUCCCCGGACGCCCCAGAGCGUUGCGAUGCUCUCCCCAGCCGCCCCGGAGUGUCGCGAUGCUCUCCCCGGACGCCCCAGAGCGUCGCGAUGCUCUCCCCGGACGCCCCAGAGUGUUGCGAUGCUCUCCCCGCCGCUGUGGAGCGUCGCGAUGCUCUCCCCAGCCGCCCCGGAGCGUCGCGAUGCUCUCCCCGGACGCCCCAGAAGCGUCGCGAUGCUCUCCCCGGACGCCCCAGAGCGUCGCGAUGCUCUUCCCGGCCGCCCCGGAGCGUCGCGAUGCUCUCCCUGGACGCCCCGGAGCGUCGCGAUGCUCUCCCCGGACGCCCCGAAGCGUCGCGAUGCUCUCCCCGCACGCCCCAGAGCGUCGCGAUGCCCUCCCCGGACGCCCCAGAGCGUUGCGAUGCUCUCCCCAGCCGCCCCGGAGUGUCGCGAUGCUCUCCCCGGACGCCCCAGAGCGUCGCGAUGCUCUCCCCGGACGCCCCAGAGUGUUGCGAUGCUCUUCCCGCCACCUUGGAGCGUCGCGAUGCUCUCCCCGGACGCCCCAGAGCGUCGCGAUGCCCUCCCCGGACGCCCCAGAGCGUCGCGAUGCUCUCCCCGGAAGCCCCAGAGCAUCGCGAUGUUCUCCCCAGCCGCCCCGGAGCGUCGCGAUGCUCUCCCCGGACGCCCCCGAGCAUUGCGAUGCUCUCCCAGGACGCCCCAGAGCGUCGCGAUGCUCUCCCCGGCCGCCCUGGAGCGUCGCGAUGCUCUCCCCGGACGCCCCGGAGCGUCGCGAUGCUCUCCCCGGACGCCCCGAGCGUCGCGAUGCUCUCCCCGGACGCCCCAGAGCGUCGCGAUGCCCUCCCCGGACGCCCCAGAGCGUUGCGAUGCUCUCCCCAGCCGCCCCGGAGCAUCGCGAUGCUCUCUCCGGACGCCCCAGAGCGUCGCGAUGCUCUCCCCGGACGCCCCAGAGUGUUGCGAUGCUCUCCCCGGCUGCUCCGGCGCGUCGCGAUGCUCUCCCCAGCCGCCCCGGAGUGUCGCGAUGCUCUCCCCGGACAAACAGAGCGUCGCGAUGCUGUCCUCGGACGCCCCGGAGCGUCGCGAUGCUCUCCCCCGGAGCGUCGCGAUGCUCUCUUGGGCCGCCCCAGAGCGUCGCCAUGCUCUCCCCGGACGCCACGGAGCGUCGCGAUGCUUUCCCCGGACGCCCCGGAGCGUCGCGAUGCUCUCCCCGGACGCCCCAGAGCGUCGAGAUGUUCUCCCCAGCCGCCCCGGAGCGUCGCGAUGCUCUCCCUGGACGCCCCCGAGCGUUGCGAUGCUCUCCCCGGACGCCCUAGAGCGUCGCGAUGCUCUCCCCGGCCGCCCCGGAGCGUCGCGAUGCUCUCCUCGGACGCCCCGGAGCGUCGUGAUGCUCUCCCCGGACGCCCCGGAGCGUCGCGAUGCUCUCCCCGGACGCCCCGGAGCGUCGCGAUUCCCUCCCCGGACGCCCCAGAGCGUCACGAUCCUCUCCCCGAACGCCCCUGAGUGUUGCGAUGCUCUCCCCUGCCGCCUUGGAGCGUCGCGAUGCUCUCCCCAGCCGCCCCGGAGCGUUGCGAUGCUCUCCCUGGACGCCCCUGAGCGUCGCAAUGCUCUCCCCGGACGCCCCGGAGCGUCGCGAUGCUCUCCCCGGACGCCCCGGAGCGUCGCGAUGCUCUCUUGGGCCGCCCCAGAGCGUCGCGAUGCUCUCCCCGAACGCCCCAGAGCGUCGCAGUGCUCUCCCUGGACGCCCCGGAGCGUCGCGAUGCUCUCCCUGGACGCCCCGGAGCGUCGCGAUGCUCUCCCCGGACGCCCAGGAGCGUCGCGAUGCUCUCCCCGCACGCCCCAGAGCGUCGCGAUACCCUCCCCGGACGCCCCAGAGCGUUGCGAUGCUCUCCCCAGCCGCCCCGGAGUGUCGCGAUGCUCUCCCCGGACGCCCCAGAGUGUCGCGAUGCUCUCCCCGGACGCCCCAGAGUGUUGCGAUGCUCUCCCCGCCGCCUUGGAGCGUCGCGAUGCUCUCCCCAGCCGCCCCGGAGCGUCGCGAUGCUCUCCCCGGACGCCCCAGAGCGUCGCGAUGCUCUCCCCGGACGCCCCGGAGCGUCGCGAUGCUCUCCCCGGACGCCCCGGAGCAUCGCGAUGCUCUCUUGGGCUGCCCCAGAGCGUCGCGAUGCUCUCCCCGGACGCCCCAGAGCGUCGCGAUGCUCUUCCCGGCCGCCCCGGAGCGUCGCGAUGCUCUCCCUGGACGCCCCGGAGCGUCGCGAUGCUCUCCCCGGACGCCCCGAAGCGUCGUGAUGCUCUCCCCGCACGCCCCAGAGCGUCGCGAUGCCCUCCCCGGACGCCCCAGAGCGUUGCGAUGCUCUCCCCAGCCGCCCCGGAGUGUCGCGAUGCUCUCCCCGGACGCCCCAGAGCGUCGCGAUGCUCUCCCCGGACGCCCCAGAGUGUUGCGAUGCUCUCCCCGCCACCUUGGAGCGUCGCGAUGCUCUCCCCAGCCGCCCCGGAGCGUCGCGAUGCUCUCCCCGGACGCCCCAGAGCGUCGCGAUGCUCUCCCCGGACGCCCCGGAGCGUCGCGAUGCUCUCCCCGGCCGCCCCGGAGCGUCGCGAUGCUCUCUUGGGCCGCCCCAGAGCGUCGCGAUGCUCUCCCCGGACGCCCCAGAGCUUCGCGAUGCUCUCCCCUUACGCCCCAGAGCGUCGCGAUGCUCUCCCCGGACGCCCCAGAGCGUCGCGUUGUUCUCCCCAGCCGCCCCGGAGCGUCGCGAUGCUCUCCCCGGACGCCCCCGAGCAUUGCGAUGCUCUCCCAGGACGCCCCAGAGCGUCGCGAUGCUCUCCCCGGCCGCCCUGGAGCGUCGCGAUGCUCUCCCCGGACGCCCCGGAGCGUCGCGAUGCUCUCCCCGGACGCCCCGAGCGUCGCGAUGCUCUCCCCGGACGCCCCAGAGCGUCGCGAUGCCCUCCCCGGACGCCCCAGAGCGUUGCGAUGCUCUCCCCAGCCGCCCCGGAGCAUCGCGAUGCUCUCCCCGGACGCCCCAGAGCGUCGCGAUGCUCUCCCCGGACGCCCCAGAGUGUUGCGAUGCUCUCCUCGGCUGCCCCGGCGCGUCGCGAUGCUCUCCCCAGGCGCCCCGGAAGCGUCGCGAUGCUCUCCCCGGACGCCCCAGAGCGUUGCGAUGCUCUCCCCGGACGCCCCAGAGCGUCGCGAUGCUCUCCCCAGCCGCACCGGAGUGUUGCGAAGCUCUCCCCGAACGCCCCAGAGCGUCGCGAUGCUCUCCCCGGACGCCCCAGAGCGUCGCGAUGUUCUCCCCAGCCGCCCCGGAGCGUCGCGAUGCUCUCCCCGGACGCCCCCGAGUGUGGCGAUGCUCUCCCCGGACGCCCCAGAGCGUCGCGAUGCUCUCCCCGGCCGCCCCGGAGCGUCACGAUGCUCUCCCCGGACGCCCCGGAGCGUCGCGAUGCUCUCCCCGGACGCCCCGGAGCGUCGCGAUGCUUUCCCCGGACGCCCCAGAGCGUUGCGAUGCUCUCCCCGGACGCCCCAGAGCGUCGUGAUGCUCUCCCCAGCCGCACCGGAGUGUCGCGAUGCUCUCCCCGAACGCCCCAGAGCGGCGCGAUGCUCUCCCCGGACGCCCCAGAGCGUCGCGAUGUUCUCCCCAGCCGCCCCGGAGCGUCGCGAUGCUCUCCCCGGACGCCCCCGAGUGUUGCGAUGCUCUCCCCGGACGCCCCAGAGCGUGGCGAUGCUCUCCCCGGCCGCCCCGGAGCGUCGCGAUGCUCUCCCCGGACGCUCCGGAGCGUCGCGAUGCUCUCCCCGGACGCCCCGGAGUGUCGCGAUGCUUUCCCCGGACGCCCCAGAGCGUCGCGAUGCUCUCUCCGGACGCCCCAGAGCGUCGCGAUGCUCUCCCCAGCCGCCCUUGAGCGUCGCGAUGCUUUCCCCGGACGCCCCAGAGCGUCACGAUGCUCUCUCCAGACGCCCCAGAACGUCGCGAUGCUCUCUGCGGACGCCCCGGAGCGUCGCGAUGCUAGCCCCGGACGCCCGAGAGCGUCGCGAUCCUCUCCCUGGACGCUCCAGAGCAUCGCGAUGCUCUCCCUGGCCGCACCGGAGCGUCGCAAUGCUCUCCCCGAACGCCCCAGAGUGUCGCGAUGCUCUCCCCGGACGCCCCAGAGCGUCGCAAUGUUCUCCCCAGCCGCCCCGGAGCGUCGCGAUGCUCUCCUCGGACGCCCCCGAGCGGUGCGAUGCUCUCCCCGGACGCACCAGAGGGUCGCGAUGCUCUCCCCGGCCGCCCCGGAGCGUCGCGAUGCUCUCCCCGGACGCCCCAGAGCGUCCCGAUGCUCUCCCCGGACGCCCCCGAGCGUCGCGAUGCUCUCCCCGGACGCCCCACAGCGUCGCGAUGCUCUCCCCAGCCGCCCCAAAGCGUCGCGAUGCUCUCCCUGGCCGCCCCGGAGCGUCGCGAUGCUCUCCCCAGACGCCCCGGAGCGUCGCGAUGCUGUGCCCAGCCGCCCCGGAGCGUCGCGAUGCUCUCCCCGGACGCCCCAUAGCGUCGCGAUGCUCUCCCCGGACGCCCCGGAGCGUCGCGAUGCUCUGUCCGGACGCCCCGGAGCGUCGCGAUGCUCUCCCUGGACGCCCCAGAGCGUCGCGAUGCUCUCCUCGGACGCCCCAGAGCAUCGCGAUGCUCUCCCUCGACGCCCCAGAGCGUUGCGAUGCUCUCCCCGGACGCCCCAGAGCGUUGCGAUGCUCUCCCCAGCCGCACCGGAGUGUCGCGAUGCUCUCCCCAGACGCCCUAGAGCGUCGCGAUGUUCUCCCCAGCCGCCCCAGAGCGUCGCGAUGCUCUCCCCGAACGCCCCCGAGCGUUGCGAUGUUCUCCCGCUUUCCAUCACCCCGCCCCAUUCUCCCGCUUUCCAUCACCCCGCCCCAUUCUCCCUCCUUCCAUCACCCCGCCCCAUUCUCCCGCCUUCCAUCAACCCGCCCCAUUCUCCCGCUUUCCAUCACCCCACCCCAUUCUCCCGCUUUCCAUCACCCCGCCCCAUUAUCCCGCUUUCCAUCACCCCGCCCCAUUAUCCCGCUUUCCAUCACCCCGCCCCGUUCUCCCGCUUUCCAUCACCCCGCCCCAUUCUCCCGCUUUCCAUCACCCCACCCCGUUCUCCCGCUUUCCAUCACCCCGCCCCAUUCUCCCGCUUUCCAUCACCCCGCCCCAUUCUCCCGCUUUCCAUCACCCCGCUUCAUUCUCCCGCUUUCCAUCACCUCGCCCCAUUCUCCCGCUUUCCAUCACCCCGCCCCAUUCUCCCUCCUUCCAUCACCCCGCCCCAUUCCCUCCUUCCAUCACCCCGCCCCAUUCUCCCGCUUUCCAUCACCCCACUCCAUUCUCCCUCCUUCCAUCACCCCACCCUAUUCUCCCUCCUUCCAUCACCCCGCCCCAUUCUCCCGCUUUCCAUCACCCCGCCCCAUUCUCCCUCCUUCCAUCACCCCGCCCCAUUCUCCCGCUUUCCAUCACCCCGCCCCAUUCUCCCGCUUUCCAUCACCCCGCCCCAUUCUCCCGCUUUCCAUCACCCCGCCCCAUUCUCCCGCUUUCCAUCACCCCGCCCCAUUCUCCCGCUUUCCAUCACCCCGCCCCAUUCUCCCGCUUUCCAUCACCCCGCCCCAUUCUCCCGCUUUCCAUCAACCUGCCCUAUUCUCCCGCUUUCAAUCACCCCGCCCCGUUCUCCCGCUUUCCAUCACCCCACCCCAUUCUCCCGCUUUCCAUCACCCCGCCCCAUUCUCCCUCCUUCCAUCACCCAGCCCCAUUCUCCCUCCUUCCAUCACCCCGCCCGAUUCUCCCGCUUUCCAUCACUCCGCCCCAUUCUCCCGCUUUCCAUCAACCCGCGCCAUUCUCCCGCUUUCCAUCACCCCGCCCCAUUCUCCCGCUUUCCAUCACCCCGCCCCAUUCUCCCGCUUUCCAUCACCCCACCCCAUUCUCCCUCCUUCCAUCACCCCGCCCCAUUCUCCCUCCUUCCAUCACCCCGCUUCAUUCUCCCACUUUCCAUCACCCCGCCCCAUUCUCCCGCUUUCCAUCAACCCGCCCCAUUCUCCCGCUUUCCAUCACCCCACCCCGUUCUCCCGCUUUCCAUCACCUCGCCUCAUUCUCCCGCUUUCCAUCACCCCAAGGAGAUGGAAGGAGGGAAUGGGGCGGGGUGA
Closterium sp. Naga37s-1 is the source of this 8277-nucleotide messenger RNA. The record is from the annotation of a GenBank genome assembly. NCBI's taxonomy places the organism in Eukaryota, Viridiplantae, Streptophyta, Zygnematophyceae, Desmidiales, Closteriaceae.